Molecule: messenger RNA, 706 nt
Organism: Neltuma alba
Lineage: Eukaryota; Viridiplantae; Streptophyta; Magnoliopsida; Fabales; Fabaceae
Product: NAC domain-containing protein 104-like
Exons: 3
Coding region: 1-585 (194 amino acids)
Biological process (GO): regulation of DNA-templated transcription; system development
Molecular function (GO): DNA binding
Source: RefSeq, a predicted model, not a curated record
AUGGGAAGUGAAAGGGUGAAUCUUCCACCUGGCUUUGUCUUCUCUCCAACAGAUGAAGAGCUAAUACUUCACUUUCUUUAUCCCAAGGCUUUCCUUCUACCCUGCCAUCCCAAUAUCAUCCCUGACCUUGAUCUCUCUCUCUUUCACCCUUUCCAACUCAGCGGAAAGGCGUUGUCUUGUGGAAACCAAUUCUAUUUUUUCUGCAAGUAUAAGAAGAGAAGAGUGACAGAAAGUGGGUAUUGGAAGGAAAUAGGUGUGACUGAAUCAGUAGUUUCAGCUGAAGGCAAGAAAGUUGGGAUCAAGAAGUAUUCAGUGUUCAAAAAUGGAGAAGCUCCCCAUGGUACUGAAACCAGUUGGGCCAUGCAAGAGUAUCAUCUUUGCUCUUCUGGGUUUAACAUUCAAGGAAGCCCAAAACCUGAUCAUAAAAGUAAAUGGGUGCUGUGCCGAGUCUAUGAAAAGACGAUGGAUUCUGAAGAUGAUGAUGAUGAUGAAGAUGGAAGUACAGAGCUUUCAUGGAUGGAUGAAAUGUAUAUGUCGACGUUGGAUGAAGAAGAAGAAGAAGAAGAAAUUAGCUUCCCUAACUAGAUUCAAAGCUAAAUUACAUGUACAACAUCUAGUUAAUCACAUUCUUUGUUGCUAUUGUCUCUUCAACCUCCUUCUGUACCUUGCAUGUUAGCUUUGCAAAUGUCAAAUCUUUUUUUAUUAG